Molecule: messenger RNA, 1762 nt
Organism: Octodon degus (degu)
Lineage: Eukaryota; Metazoa; Chordata; Mammalia; Rodentia; Octodontidae
Gene: Gabrg3
Product: gamma-aminobutyric acid type A receptor gamma3 subunit
Exons: 10
Coding region: 1-1416 (471 amino acids)
Biological process (GO): signal transduction; chloride transport; nervous system process
Cellular component (GO): postsynapse; GABA-A receptor complex; neuron projection
Molecular function (GO): inhibitory extracellular ligand-gated monoatomic ion channel activity; GABA-A receptor activity; GABA-gated chloride ion channel activity
Source: RefSeq, a predicted model, not a curated record
AUGGUGACACUAGGACUGCUGGACACUUUCUGGAUCUUAGACAUCGUCACUCUCAUCUUCAUCCUGUCCAGAAAGGUGGAAGAGGAUGAGUACGAGGAUUCUUCAUCAAACCAAAAGUGGGUCUUGGCUCCAAAAUCUCAGGACACCGAUGUGACUCUUAUUCUCAACAAGUUGCUGAGAGAGUAUGAUAAAAAGCUGCGGCCAGAUAUUGGAAUCAAACCAACCGUAAUCGAUGUCGACAUUUACGUCAACAGCAUUGGUCCCGUGUCAUCGAUCAACAUGGAAUACCAAAUUGACAUAUUCUUCGCUCAGACCUGGACCGACAGUCGCCUUCGAUUCAACAGCACGAUGAAAAUACUUACUCUGAACAGCAACAUGGUGGGGUUGAUUUGGAUCCCAGACACAAUCUUCCGCAACUCCAAGACCGCAGAGGCGCACUGGAUUACCACCCCGAACCAGCUCCUCAGGAUCUGGAAUGAUGGGAAAAUCCUGUACACACUGAGGCUGACCAUCAACGCCGAGUGCCAGCUGCAGCUGCACAACUUCCCGAUGGACAAGCACUCCUGCCCGCUGAUUUUCUCCAGCUAUGGCUACCCCAAAGAAGAAAUGAUUUAUAGAUGGAGAAAAAAUUCAGUCGAGGCGGCUGACCAGAAAUCGUGGCGGCUUUAUCAGUUCGACUUCAUGGGCCUCAGGAACACCACAGAAAUCCUAACGACGUCCGCAGGUGACUAUGUUGUCAUGACCAUCUACUUUGAGUUAAGCAGAAGGAUGGGCUACUUCACCAUCCAGACCUACAUCCCCUGCAUACUCACCGUGGUUUUAUCGUGGGUGUCAUUUUGGAUCAAAAAAGAUGCUACACCAGCAAGAACGGCGUUAGGCAUCACCACGGUGCUCACCAUGACCACCCUCAGCACCAUCGCCAGGAACUCCCUGCCGCGAGUGUCCUACGUGACCGCCAUGGACCUCUUCGUGACCGUGUGCUUCCUGUUCGUCUUUGCGGCACUGAUGGAGUACGCCACCCUCAACUACUACUCCAGCUGCAGAAAACCAGCCACCACCAAGAAGAAAUCGUCGCUGUUGCAUCCAGAGUCCUCGAGAUGGAUUCAUGAGCGCAUAAGCCUUCAGAACCCCUCGAACUACUCUCUCCUUGACAUGAGGCCGCCGCCACCUGCAGUGAUCUCGUUAAACAAUUCUGUGUACUGGCAAGAGUUGGAGGACACCUGUGUGUACGAGUGCCUGGACGGCAAGGACUGCCAGAGCUUCUUCUGCUGCUAUGAGGAGUGCAGAUCGGGGUCCUGGCGGAAAGGGCGGAUCCACAUAGACAUCUCAGAGCUGGACUCCUACUCGCGCGUCUUCUUCCCCACGUCGUUUCUACUCUUCAACUUGGUCUACUGGGUUGGGUACUUGUAUCUCUAAGUGCUGCCCGUAGCGAUGAGUGAAGAGUGCUCGGUUCACGUUCCUUACCUUCCGUCACCCCCAAGGCUAGUAGUGAUCAAAGUCAGAGUCUCAAAAAGAGCACUGCUUGGUUUGUCUUCAGUUAUAAAUUACCUUUCAGCAGCACAGGAUGUAUCUGGAAAAUAGUCCUAAUAUAUAUUACACGCACACACACACACACACACACACACACACGUUAACUGAACUUUAAAGUGGUAUUCUUGCUAUUCCUUUGAAUCUGUAGCGUGGCGAUGUUUAUCAGUAUUAGAAUGGAUUUUGGUAUUGGAAACAGCUGCCAAUUACUUUUGCAAAGAAACCCAUGGAGCAG